Molecule: messenger RNA, 886 nt
Organism: Phragmites australis (common reed)
Lineage: Eukaryota; Viridiplantae; Streptophyta; Magnoliopsida; Poales; Poaceae
Exons: 5
Coding region: 141-665 (174 amino acids)
Biological process (GO): vacuolar protein processing
Cellular component (GO): intracellular membrane-bounded organelle
Source: RefSeq, a predicted model, not a curated record
GCGGCCCAACCCAAAAUGUGCUCGAUAAGAAAAGGGUUCUUUGCCCAGCAGACGGACUCGACUUCUUACCGGAGUGAGGACGAAGGGGAUCCCAAGUCUCAACCCAGACGAACGGGAGGAGGACCUCGCGCAGCGCGGCCAUGGCGAAGCAGGGGGCGAAGAAGAUGAAGGACGAGAAUAAGAAGCGCUUGGACUUACUCCUGCGCCUCAUCCUCGCAUCCAACGCUGUUUACAUAGUAGUGAGGAUGGCUAUAAUGCAUUCAUCCUUCACCUGGAAGCAUUGGAUUGGCCUUAUGGUAACAUCCGCUGCAUAUUUUCUUUCAUACAAGCAACUCGCCAGUAUGGCAAAACCAGUUUACUCUGAUAAUGGAGAACUACUGGAUGGUGGCUUUAACUUGAGCACUGGUGGGAUUUGCGAGUAUUUACAUGAUGUGAUUUACAUCACCAUCUUUGUGCAGCUGAUGUCCAUCAUUUCUGGAAAAUUUUGGUGGACAUAUUUAGUGAUUCCAGCAUUUGCUGGGUACAAGGUUUUGGGUCUGUUGAGAGGAACAUUUUUCAGUGGUGGUUCAGAGGGUGAAGUUGAGGAUGAGAAGACCCGAAAGAAAAGGGAGAAGAUGGAGAAGAAGGCAUCUAGGGGGAAGAUGAUCAAAACUAGGACUCGUUGAUAUGUCAGCUAUGGCCUGUUGAUUGAAGGUUAGGUUGCUUAAUCAUAGCUGUCCAACUGAAAUCCAAGCUGUUUGGCGAGUAUUGUAUCAUGAUGAUAAUGUUCAUCCAUCAGUUUCUCCAAACAGCUAGCAUUAUGUAGCACAAAUGCCAACUAAUCACCAACUUAUUUGAUCAAUAUUCUCAUAAGAAUUUCCUAUAUAAUUUCUGAUUCUUUGUGACC